Messenger RNA from Belonocnema kinseyi, 474 nucleotides. RefSeq lists its product as uncharacterized. The record is from RefSeq and is a predicted model, not a curated record. The coding region runs from base 11 to 430 and encodes 139 amino acids. The transcript has 3 exons. Lineage: Eukaryota; Metazoa; Arthropoda; Insecta; Hymenoptera; Cynipidae.
CACGUUCAAGAUGAAGUUGUUAAUCUUAGCUUUGAUGGCAAUUUUUAUAGGUAUCUCAGAAUGCUCCAUUAAUUGCAAUACUCCGCAGGGAGCAAUUUAUAACUCAGAUGAAAUGUUACAAUGUAUUUUUGAUAUAAAAAAGAGCGAGAUGGACGAAGAUUGUAACAAAGAUAACAAAAAAACGAGAGGGGAUAGAAUCAAAAAUGCUUACAAUAAUUAUCUUAAGUCUAUUGAAGAUGUAGGCCAAAAACAGACUAAGGAGAAUUGGCCCCAGAAGGAACAGAAGAAUAAAUGUUUACAAGAUGCAGCUUUCACAAACGCGAAAAAAAAAUUCAUCAAAACAGCGUUACCGUGCGGGUCGGACCAGAAAUUGGACGCUAGCCUGGCAAACGCUAACAAAUUAACUUGCCCAAUUAUUCAUGGACCAUAAUCAAAGCCAAGAAAAUAAAAUGGAACCAGGUAAAAAGAAUGGCA